UUCAAACUUCCCACUUCACAUACUUUCUCCUCACUUUCCUCUCUCCCUCUCUCUCUCUCUCUCUCUCUCUCUAUAUAUAUAUAUAUAUAUAUAUUUGCCUCCGGCAACAACUCCCCAAUUCCUAAUCCUAAUUAAUCAGUCCAUCGUCUUCCUCCUCUGCAAAAAACGAAAUACCAAAUCGAUCACUCAAAUGGGUCUUGAUGAUUCUUGUCAUACGGGCCUUGUUCUCGGAUUAGGCUUCGCGUCGUCGUCGCCUGCCGAUCAAAUCAUCUGUAAUCCGUCAAGAAAUAAUAAUAGUACUUCCGGCAACGUCAAGAAACCGGCGAACCUCAAGCUGGAUCAUUAUAAUCAGAUGGAGCCGUCUCUGACUUUGAGUCUGAUCUCCGGCGAGAGUAUCUAUCAAGCGGCGGCCGUCGGUGGGAGAAAGGUUGAUCAUGUGAACAGAGGUGGGUGUGAGGAGAAUUACUCCGGAGGUGACCAUUUGUACCGUCAGGCUUCUCCUCACAGUGCCGUUUCUUCCUUCUCCGGCGGUAGGGUGAAGAGGGAGAGAGACCUGAGCGGUGAUGAGGUGGAAGUCGAGAGGGUUUCUUCCAGAGUUAGCGAUGAAGAUGAAGACGGUGUUAAUGCCAGAAAGAAGCUUCGGCUCACCAAAGAACAGUCUGCUCUGUUGGAAGAAAGCUUUAAGCAACACAGCACUCUCAAUCCUAAGCAAAAGCAAGCUCUAGCAAGGCAGUUAAAUCUACGGCCAAGACAAGUAGAAGUAUGGUUUCAGAAUAGGAGAGCCAGGACAAAGCUGAAGCAGACUGAAGUGGAUUGUGAGUUCUUGAAAAAGUGCUGCGAGACAUUAACAGACGAGAACCGUCGGCUGCAGAAGGAGCUUCAGGAGCUGAAAGCACUGAAACUGGCUCAGCCCUUUUACAUGCACAUGCCGGCGGCGACUCUCACCAUGUGUCCUUCGUGCGAGAGGAUCGGCGCCGGUGCCAGCGACGGCAACUCCAAGAGCCCCUUCUCAAUGGCUCCUAAGUCUAACUUCUAUAAUCCCUUCACCAAUUCUUCUGCAGCUUGUUAAUUAAUUAAUUAGUUAUUAAUUAGGAUUAAUUCGAGAGGAGAGAAAAAAAAAAAAAAGAAAAAGAAAAAGAAAGCAAAGAAAGAAGAACAAGUAUAUUAGUGUCGGACCCUUAAUCCCUCUAUUUUUCGAUUAAGGGAUUUUAGCGAAAUUAAACUUAGUUAAUUUUUAGCUAAUUAAUUUGUAGAAAUUAAUACUAGUGAGUACGUAAGUCCUGA
Messenger RNA from Carica papaya (papaya), 1284 nucleotides. Its product is annotated as homeobox-leucine zipper protein HAT22-like. Gene Ontology annotation, molecular function: DNA-binding transcription factor activity, RNA polymerase II-specific; sequence-specific DNA binding. NCBI's taxonomy places the organism in Eukaryota, Viridiplantae, Streptophyta, Magnoliopsida, Brassicales, Caricaceae. The record is from RefSeq and is a predicted model, not a curated record. Gene Ontology annotation, biological process: regulation of DNA-templated transcription.